UUAUUAGUAUACUAUACGCUGUCCUCUGGCCACUGUAUAUAAUCCGUCAAAGCUGGCUCCAUGAUUCUAUAAAUAACUAGUUUCAUCACUUGCAUAGUUGCAUCUAACCAUCUAUAUCUCUAUAUAUAAGUACAUGCAACACAGCACAAUAGAAGUAGAAGCGAUCAAAUACAAUAAGUCCGUUUCGAUGAUGACUUGUGGCUUUUGGUUGGUGAUGCUCCUAGGUGUUCUCAUGUCUCUGAUAGGAGUAGGACUCAUUACAAACCAUUUUUUACCUUUGUUGUUAUCAAAGCUUAAUGGCUAUGUACUUCCAAAAGGGACUUUUAGCUGGCCUCUUCUUGGUGAAACCCUCUCUUUUCUCAACCCUCAUCCAUCCAAUUCUAUUGGCACUUUUCUUCAGCUCCAUUGCUCUAAGUAUGGGAAAGUGUUCAAGUCCCAUCUGUUCUUGACACCAACCAUAGUGUCUUGUGAUGAGGAGCUCAACUACUUGAUCCUACAGAAUGAAGACAAGUUGUUUCAGUGUAGCUAUCCAAAGCCCAUCCAUGGAGUGCUGGGGAGCUUGUCAAUGCUAGUGGCAGUGGGUGACACUCACAAGAGGCUUAGGAGUGUGGCUCUGUCUCUUGUCACAACCACAAAAUCAAACCCUCAAUUCUUGAGUGACAUUGAGAACACUGCUAUUCAGAUUUUGGAUUCUUGGAAACACAAAAAGCAAAUCCUCUUCUGUGAAGAGGCUAGAAAGUUUACAUUCACUGUAAUAGUAAAACAGGUGCUAGGGUUAAGCCCUGAUGACCCACAAACCUCAGGAAUCCUCAAGGAUUUUCUUACCUUCAUGAAAGGGCUCAUUUCACUUCCACUAUACAUUCCUGGGACUCCUUAUGCAAGAGCUGUUAAGGCUAGAAGAAGAAUAGCAUCUACUGUCAAAGCAAUUAUUGAGGAAAGAAGGAAGAAUAGUACUACUGCUCCAAGUUCAUCACAAGAUAGCAGCACAAGGGGUUUUGAUUUCUUAGAGAUCCUCUUAUGUGUUGAUGCCUUAUCUGAAGAUGAAAAAGUUAGCUUUGUUCUUGAUUCUCUACUUGGUGGUUAUGAAACCACUUCUUUGUUGAUGGCCAUGGUGGUUCACUUCCUUGAUCAGUCCACUACUGCACUUGAACAUUUAAAGUUGGAGCAUCAGAAUAUAAGAAACAUGAAGAAUAUCAACGAUGUUUCUUUGAACUGGGAAGACUAUAAGAAAAUGGAAUUCACACAACAUGUCAUCAAUGAAGCUUUAAGGUACGGGAACGUUGUCAAGUUUGUGCACCGAAAGGCUCUUAAAGAUGUUAAGUUUAAAGAUUUUGUAAUUCCAUCAGGAUGGCAAGUCCUACCAGUUCUCAGUGCAGUCCAUUUAGACAAGACUCUCCAUGCAGACGCUUCCCAAUUUCAUCCUUGGAGAUGGGAGAAUCAAGAACAAACUUGCAAGAAGUUCACCCCUUUUGGUGGGGGAACAAGAUGCUGCCCUGGCUCUGAACUUGCUAAAGUUGAAGUUGCAUUCUUCCUCCACCACCUUGUACAAAAGUUCAGAUGGAGAACAGAAUGUGGUGACUUACCUUUUGCAUACCCAUAUGUAGAAUUCCCAAGGGGUUUGCCACUAUAUGUUGAGGAGAUUGAAUCUAACGGCGCUGUCGAUAAAAAGGAAAAUUAAGGCCUUUCUUCAAUUUAAUUUUGUUUCCUAGAAAACUAUGAAGUAUUGUAAUAUAUGAUUUUCUCACUAGUAUAUAUAUAAAUCAGAUGUUUUUAUGUUC
This is a messenger RNA of Daucus carota subsp. sativus, 1778 nucleotides long. RefSeq names its product cytochrome P450 724B1. The coding region runs from base 134 to 1678 and encodes 514 amino acids. The record is from RefSeq and is a predicted model, not a curated record. Gene Ontology annotation, molecular function: iron ion binding; heme binding; oxidoreductase activity, acting on paired donors, with incorporation or reduction of molecular oxygen. The transcript has 9 exons. Gene Ontology annotation, biological process: sterol metabolic process. Lineage: Eukaryota; Viridiplantae; Streptophyta; Magnoliopsida; Apiales; Apiaceae.